Aspergillus pseudoviridinutans is the source of this 858-nucleotide messenger RNA. RefSeq lists its product as uncharacterized. The transcript has a single exon. Bases 1 to 858 code for a protein of 285 amino acids. Lineage: Eukaryota; Fungi; Ascomycota; Eurotiomycetes; Eurotiales; Aspergillaceae. The record is from RefSeq and is a predicted model, not a curated record.
AUGGAGCUCCCGGCACAAUCCGCAUCUUCGGAACCCCCCUCGGCUCUUAGGUACAACACUGGCGACGCUGCAGCGCAACUAGUCCAGGGACUGCCGCACCGUCCAUUCACCAGCAGUCAGGGUCUACACAGGACCUUGGACAGCCGGCGCGAAGCCCUUGCACAAGACAAAUCCCGCGAGCAGUACCUGGUUUACACUGCUGUCCCGCCAGAGGUCCACUCCAAUAUAACCGACGAUGGGUCGCGGACAAGCAAGUACUGUCGAUUUUCUUACAACGAGACAACGAGAACUCUGAUAGCAAAAGUGAAGGCCAGUCCUGAAGAGGACCUGGCCGCGCGGUCGUUCGAUGUGCUCAUCGGUCUCGAGCUGCACUCUAUGGGUGUGGAUUGGGAUGUGGACCCCCUUGGGUCGACCACCGUCACCAUCGGGAGCUGGAAAAAGGAAGCGGAUUGCUCCUGGGGUCCUGUACAAUUCAAUACUGAGCUAAACUUCGUAGUCAUAGUAAGUCUAUCAGAAUCUGCUCGGUACCUGGCUCUGGAUGCUCGAGCGUGGUUGGAGACCCCUACCUCGUCAGUCAAACUCGUUGUCACCAUUGGUAUCAACCGGGCGAAUCCCGAGGUCACCAUGCAGUGUUGGGAGAUAUUCACAGGGUCUUUUCCUGCAGCUCGCCCUUCUGCAACCAUCCGGUUAUACCGGAACAAUAACACGACAUCUAUCGCCGGGGGACAACUAGUGCUACCUUUCGACAAAGUCGUGGGCCGUCAACCAACCAGAGCUAUAGAACGAGACAUUGUUAUUUCGGAGCAAAUUCUCCAAAAUUAUGCGAAGUCAAUCUGGAUCAGGCAAGGUUUCCUAUAG